GCGAAACUCCCAAAACCACUGUGCUUCGGUGAGCCGAGCUUCGGGAAGGCGAGUAAGCAUCAUUCGAUAGUUUUAAAAGUUUUCUUCACAGAAGGACAGAAUGGGACGGGACAUAUCGCAUAGUUUAGAAUAAUGGCUAUCGAUUGCUAUGUAUACUGUUCAUGGAUUUUUGUAGAAAAAUAGUGUUAGAGAAAUUGGUAGAAACCUUUGGAAAAUCAGGAACCAAGUCUAGGCCCUUUUCCGCAGCAGGAGGGAAAGACAGACGUGAUUUUUCAAUACUGUGGAGGAGUGAGACAAUUGUUUUAUAACAUCAGUUAUUGUCGGAAAAACAAAUAUCUAUUGUUCAAAGAUAAAGCGUAUUGUUAGGGCAACAAAGAUAAAUCAACCUGGAUAAAGUGGGCCAAGAAUCGUACAACAACAAGUUAGAAUUUUUGGGAAAAAGGUGAAGAUGGCCAGGCCUUUGAAAGCAAGAGUUCAUGAAUUAGAGAGUUUAAUUGCUAACCCAAGAAAUGAGCUGUGUGUCGAUGGAUUACUGGAUUCCAUCACAGCUUUAUACAAUGACAGUAACUUUCCAAACAUCAGGCGUGCCAAGAACUUUGAGAGCUACAUAAACAGAUAUGGCGCUGCGGCAAAGACCGUCGACAGACUUCGGAUAUCAUCGCAUGAUUUCUCAACAUUGAAAGUAAUUGGACGAGGAGCGUUUGGUGAAGUCCAGCUGGUCAGGCAUAAAGAAAGUAAAAAGGUUUAUGCUAUGAAAUUACUGAACAAAUUUGAAAUGUUAAAACGAUCAGAAUCGGCGUUCUUCUGGGAAGAAAGAGAUAUAAUGGCUCAUGCUAAUUCUGACUGGAUUGUCCAGCUCCACUUCGCCUUCCAAGAUGAGAAGUUCCUUUAUAUGAUAAUGGACUACAUGCCAGGUGGAGACCUUGUCAAUCUGAUGAGUAACUACGACAUUCCAGAAAAAUGGGCCAAGUUUUAUAUAGCCGAGGUUGUUCUAGCUUUAGAUGGUAUUCACUCGAUGGGUUUUAUUCACAGGGACGUGAAACCGGAUAACAUGCUUUUGGACAGGGACGGCCAUCUGAAAUUAGCUGAUUUUGGUACUUGCAUGAAAAUGGACAAGGAUGGCUUAGUUCGAUCUGACACUGCUGUUGGCACUCCGGAUUACAUCUCACCUGAAGUGCUACAAUCGCAAGGCGGAGAAGGGUGUUAUGGGAGAGAAUGCGAUUGGUGGUCCGUUGGUGUUUUCCUCUACGAAAUGCUUGUUGGUGAAACACCGUUUUAUGCUGACUCUCUGGUUGGCACCUAUAGCAAAAUUAUGGAUCAUGAAAAGUCACUCCAAUUUCCAGACGAUAUUCAGAUCUCACCAUCAGCGAAAAAGCUAAUUUGUGCGUUCCUAACAAAUAGGCAUCAAAGGCUUGGUAGAACCGGCGUCGAAGAAAUUAAGAAACAUAGGUUUUUUCAAAACGAUUUAUGGGAUUGGAGUAAUAUCCGAUCAACUGUCGCACCUGUGGUACCGGAACUAUCUAGUGACGCCGACACUUCUAAUUUUGAUGAUAUCCCCGACCCUGAAGCAGGCGAUGAAACGUUCGAUAAAAAUCAGGCAUUUGCAGGCAACCAUCUGCCAUUCAUAGGAUUCACCUUUGCAAAGGAACAUCAAAUCUUUGCUGGAGGGGGUAUAGGGAAGGGAUCCGGGCACAGUAAGACGAUUGAAAAUGAGAUAUCUCGACUUGAGCGAAAACUGGCUGAGGUGGAAGAGCAACUGCAUUCAGAAAUGACAGCUAAAGAUGAGCUGGAAAGCGCACACAGGACAACGAGUAUCAAACUAGCAAAGCUAACCGAAGAGCUAAGUGAGGAGGGUGAAGCAAAGAAGAAAAUUGAAACGGAGAACAGAGAGCUGGAACGAGCAGCUGCGCUUUAUAAACAUGAUAUGAAGGAGAGCCAAAGAAAGGCCGAGUUUGAAACAGAUGCAAAGAGAAAACUGGAAGCCCGAGUUGUAGAGCUGCAAAUGCGUAUAGAUUCAGAAGGAGACUCAAGAGAAGAGCUAUCGAGGAUGCAAAGGAAAUUGCAAACAAGCGAAAAGGAGGUCUCAGACACCAAGGAGAAACUGCGAAAAGAAUCAGAAAACAGCAUGAAAUUCAAGAAGAGUGAAAACGAAUUGCGGAAAUCCUAUGCUCUUCUCGAACAGUCAACAAAUGAACUAAGAGAGAAGCAUAAGUUGAUGUUUGAACAAAAGGGCAACUUGGAAAAUGACUUGCUACGGACCCAAGCUUCUUUAGAAGCAGAAAUAAACUCAGUGAAGCACGCCAAAGACAUGAGGCGUGAACUUGAAAAGCAGGUCGCAGGAUUGAAAGAGGAGGUCGAGCAGGCCAAAAACAAGUCGAAGCAAGACGCGGUCCAGUUACAGGGACUCCAGGACGAUCUUAUCAGUCUGGAGAAGGCCAAGGCGAACAAAGAAUUUGAAUACAAGCAGUUAUUGCAGAAAUACGACAAGGAGCAGUCGGAGUUCAAGGCCAAGCUCGCCAAAUCAACGGCUGACAGAAUGAAGUUGACAGAAGUUCGCGAUCACGGGAAAGACUCGAAAGAUCUGAUUAUCGAAAAAGAGGCUAGAACAAAAGCUGAAAGCAAGGCUGCCGAUCUGGAAAGGCAGUUGUCAGAUGCACGGCUGGAUCUGAAGAACGAAAAGCAGAAACUGUGCAGAAUCGAAGAAGCUUACAAUGCAGCCCAGGCUAAGUUGGAAAGUUUAAGCUCGCAGCUAGACGAGGAGGCUUCGAGGCGAUCUGUUAUUCAAACAGACCUGACGAAGGCCAACGAACAACUGACGCUUCGAGGAACUGCGGAGAAGCAGAAGGAAAAGGAGCUGAAAAAUGUUACAGAAGAGAAGAAGCAGAUUGAAGAACAGCUGGCAAAACUGAAAAGCGCCGUCGCAGUGGAUGAUCUGCAGAUGAAGGAACUACAGGAUCAGCUAGAGGCUGAACAGUGCUUCACGACACUUUACAAGACACAAGUGGUUGAGUUGAAAGAAGAAGUCGAGGAAGAAAAGAGGGCACAGCAAUCGCUUCAUUCAGAUUUCCAACUGCUGCAAGAAGACAGGGAUUCUUUAUCAGCGCAGCUGGAGCUUGCAAUGGCUAAAGCAGAAUCAGAAGAACUAGCAAGGCAAAUUGCCGAGGAACAGAUAUCUGAUUUAGAGAAAGAAAAGACGAUGCUCGAGCUAGAGGUGAAAGAAUUAAUUGCAAGGCAUAAAACGGAGCUACAGGACAAGACUGUCAAAGUAACACAGCUUGAAGAAACAGUGAAAAGUCUAGAGUCCUCUUCUUCAGACAGAGACAAUGACAAAAAGAAUUUGGAAGACCAAAUUAAAAAAUUAAUGGAUGAUCUGGAAAACACGAAGAAAGGCAACCAGAAUGCUGGUGGCGAGGUCGACCAUUUGAGAAAACAGCUUGAAACAGAAAGGACUCUUAAAAAACAGGCUGUUAACAAGCUAGCUGAAAUUAUGAAUCGCAAAGAGUUUUCGUCAGGCAAGAAACCAAAUAAAGUUAGCGCUUCGGAGCUGAGAAAGAAAGAAAAGGAAAAUCGAAAUUUGCAAAAAGAACUCAACCAGGAAAAAGAGAAGUCGAAUAAACUGGUUGCCAAGAAUCAGGCUCAAGUUUAUGAAUUGAAUCAGCAACUAGCAAAGAUCGAAAAGAUAGAGAUGGAGACAGAAUCAAAACAAUGUGAAAUAGAAAAUUUACAGAAGCGAGUCAAUGAAUUGACGGAGGAGCUGCAGCAUCUGAAGACGAUGCACCCAUUUGAUGGCGAAACCAGUUUCUCUUCUCAGAUGCAGAAUUCAUUUAAAGGAGAAGGCUGGCUUGCCAUUCCUAAUCGCCAGAACAUUAAAAAAUAUGGCUGGAAAAAGCAGUAUGUGGUUGUCAGCAGCCGGAAAGUUUUCUUUUACAAUUCAGAAAACGACAAACAGGCUUCCACGCCGUCGAUGAUCUUAGAUUUAAGCAAGCUCUUCCACGUCAGAUCUGUCACUCAGGGUGAUGUCAUUAGGGCCGAUGCAAAAGAUAUUCCGAAAAUUUUCCAGAUAUUGUAUGCAAACGAAGGAGAGGCAAUCAAUCCGGAAGAGAAAGAGGAGCAGCAACAGAACGAGGAAAAGGGAAUCGCUAUCGAUUACCUCGGCCAUAAGUUUUACGUCAUGCAUUACCAUAUGCCAACCAAUUGCGAAGUAUGCCCGAAACCAUUGUGGAAUAUGUUCAGGCCGCCCAUGGCCUUGGAAUGCAGAAGAUGCCAUAUAAAAUGUCAUAAAGACCACGUUGACAUGGAAGAAAUGUGUAUCACUCAGUGUACAGUCACUGUCGAUCUCACUACGGCAAAAGAAUUACUAGUCUUAGCAAACAGUCCUGAAGAACAGAAGAAGUGGGUUACCGGUCUAAGUGGCAAAAUUAUCCGCAAAACUCCGCAACAAAAGAAAAAUUCACCCAAAGGGCAAGUCCCCGCUACAGGCUCUAGCGUGACUCGAAGCGAAUCCUCCAUCAACAAUUUCAAUCGUAGUUCUGAUCGAAUACCUCAGAGAUCACAAUCAGUACAUUCUGCGCAUCUUUCUAAGAGAGACUAGCUGUGCAGAUGUCGUUAAUUUGCCGGUGAACAGAAAGCUAACGUCGAAAUCUGGUUAUUGUUGCUCUUUGGAUGUUCCACUACUGACGGUAACAGCGCUGCAGGCUGCAAUCGUUGACUUAUUUUUCUAGAAUUUUCGAGUCGAUGGACAGAGAGCAAAUAAACACAUAAUGUAUAUCUUUAUAUGGGAAUUUUAUAUCACACAUGAUCGAUUCAUCACUUGUAUGAUCAAAGGAAGCACACAAGUAAAUACGCAUAAUUUUUUACUGUUUAUUUAGCUUUUGGGGUUGAUAUUCUCCAAAGCAUUGUGACGAGGUAUUGCAAACUGAACUUGUCUCCAUGUCGAUUUGCAAAGCAACCCCCCCCCCCCCCCUAAAUUCUUUAUUGCUUGAAAAGAUUUUGAUUUUCCCUGUUUAAACAUUUCUAGUUGCCUGUAAGCUCGGAUCUUGAAUGUUUUCACAGGGGGUGUGAUAGACCAAGGAAAAUCGAGUCCCCAAUAUUCCAGCUACUGCGCAAUUGUCACAUCGCUUCUGUGGGUAAUAUUCAAAGGCCCCUUUCAAUCUGAAUAAUUCUCUUUUGAGAUCUUCUUUUGGGUCUGUUUCCGCAUUUAUUCAUGUUCGAUGAUAUUCCCAUGUGAAAUGCAAGCCAGUACAGUGCAUUCACUCCCCCGUGGCCCAAUCACAGCCAUAUUCCUCAGUUCACAUCCUUGUCAUCACUUACGCUUUGGAGAUUAUCCCCCGGUUUUUGGGAUGGGGAGGUGAGAGAUUCAAUUUAGCAGCAUCUUUUUUAUUCUCAGGGCUCUCAAGGUUUAUAUUCGUUAUAUAGUAAAUUUUAAGAACGUGCAGAGUUAGGGGGUAGAUAUGCUGCCAUGGGGUCUGCAAAUAGUAUGGUAGCAUCGCUGCCUCCUUGACGAACGAUGGGAGUCAAAAAGAGGCCGUUCAAGGUUUUCUUGUACUAGCACGUGGUAGAUACAAAAGAUCUGAUGAAGUUUGUGAUUGGUCAAGGUCACAGCUUGUCUUUCGAUUGGUUGGGUUGACAGACCAAUCAGUUUGCUGUUAAUGGAUACGCACCGUGACUUGAUAUCGUUUAGUUUCUAAGAAACACAUGCAGCGAUUAAUGUAUCGCAAAAUUUGUAACACCGGUUUGUGAGUUAAAGUUCGAAUGAUCCACCCCCGUUCUUGCAACCAAAAAACAUGUGCAUUGAAUUCAACCGUUAUUGUCUAUGCACAUUGACUAUAUGGAUGUGGAUGUCUCACACAUCAUGUGCCUUUUUGCUUCUUCGUCUCCCUGUAGGUUUUUCCUUGCACCAAGUUUGUCCAUGUAACAACCCUUUUUCCAAUGGCGAUGCCAAUCCUUUCGGUAUUCAAUAAGAUUCUCUCCGGCCAUCAAUAUGUGCCCAUCUCCCAGAGUCUUUGUUACCCGAGAGCUUUGUUACCCAAUAACCAAUCAUACCCACCCCCCAAUAAUAAGUAGACCCUGAUUACGACAACGAAACCUGCCCACGAGUCGUUGAUUUCGCACCAUGAAAUCCACCAUUGUUACGUUACGAUACUCCUUUGAUCAAACUGUUGGUUACAUGUUACGCGUUACGAGCUAGUGUUACGAGUUAUUGUUACGUGUUACGUGUCAAUGUGUGUUUGAGUUUUACAGAGUUACGGCAUGUUGAGUUCGCCGUGUAGCACGUUCCUUUGUCCUUUUGCCGUAAGCUAUUUUCUGAUUAGUUUAAUCCAGCCGUUAAAUGAUUUAUGUUCACCGUUAAUCAAGUAAACACAGCCCGUAAUUUUUUAUUAGCACCAAUUCAGUUGGCCUAAGAAAGCCAGCAGAUUGUUAUUGCUUUUUCGUAUGUCGUUCUCUCUUAGUGUCUGUGCCCUUUGUCGUAAUUCUCCAUUUGCGCUUUAUGUAAGUGCUUAAAGCAUAUCUACGUUGCCAGUCCCGAUGGAGUGCCUGUAGCUCCCCGCUGGAACAGGAAAUGGUUCUUUUGAGAAUCCGUGAGUUGGUCCCGUUUCUUGUAGGACAAACUGCUGUUAUUUGAUCUUUCCAGUUGCGGGGUAGCUUUCAUCUAUUUGAUACACUUGGGCCUAUAUUUGACUUUUAACGCUUGACACCAACAACCCUCGCUGGAAGCAAAGUCCACUAGAAAAAUUAAAGUAAGUCUUGUUGAGAUAUUAAAUUGGCUUUGCAUAGUAUUAUUCUCGCAUAAUUGUAUUUUAGCUGAUUUAAUUGCCUCACUCGGUUAGGCCUACUUACAAAGUAAAAUUUAGUAUAUUUUGUAUGUAGCUGAUGCAUUAAGCCUCCAUAGUAACGCACCUUGUAUUCUUGUUGAUAGAGGUAAAUUUCUAAACAAGGAAUCUUGUCUUUUAUUUCAA
Messenger RNA from Rhopilema esculentum, 6956 nucleotides. RefSeq names its product rho-associated protein kinase 2. Gene Ontology annotation, molecular function: ATP binding; small GTPase binding; Rho-dependent protein serine/threonine kinase activity. Gene Ontology annotation, cellular component: cytoplasm; cytoskeleton. The record is from RefSeq and is a predicted model, not a curated record. Gene Ontology annotation, biological process: actomyosin structure organization; mitotic cytokinesis; Rho protein signal transduction. NCBI's taxonomy places the organism in Eukaryota, Metazoa, Cnidaria, Scyphozoa, Rhizostomeae, Rhizostomatidae.